Molecule: messenger RNA, 723 nt
Organism: Strongylocentrotus purpuratus (purple sea urchin)
Lineage: Eukaryota; Metazoa; Echinodermata; Echinoidea; Camarodonta; Strongylocentrotidae
Exons: 3
Coding region: 1-723 (240 amino acids)
Biological process (GO): DNA integration
Molecular function (GO): nucleic acid binding
Source: RefSeq, a predicted model, not a curated record
AUGUAUACUGCUGAUACAUUGUCCAGAGCAGUAGAUCCCAAGGCUGAGUUGACUGCUGAAACUGAUGAAGAUAUCAGAGUCUACGUAGAUGCUAUUAUCAAGAGCAUUAUCAAGGCCGUGAUCAACCACAUGAAAGCAGUAUUUGCUCGCCAUGGAACGCCAUGUGAACUGAUGUCGGAUAAUGGUCCUCAAUUUGCAAGCCAAGAGUUCCAGAGCUUUGCAAAAGAAUGGGAUUUUCACCAUACUACAUCGAGUCCAUAUUAUCCGCAAUCCAAUGGUCUCGCAGAGAAUGCUGAGAAGAUUGUCAAUACUCGAUCAGUGAGGGGAAGAAAGGAGGAUCAUAAGGUGAAGCAAAAAGAGCGAUUCGACAAACAUGCUCGAGACUUGUCAAAGCUAAAGCCUGGAGAUCAUGUCAUACACCAACACAUGAAAACCAACACCUGGUCGAAACGUGGUAUUGUCAGGUCUGUCCAGGAUCGAAACAGAUCAUACCAGAUCGAGACAGAAACAGGAGAGAUACGUCGCAGGAACAGACGUCACCUCAGGCUAGUCCCACGUCAACAACAAGCCGAGUCUAUUCCACUACCAACACAGGAUGACUGCGAGCUAGAUGACACUGCAGAAGCUACAGAGCAACCAGCAUCUGAAGAAAGCUCAAAUACGUUAUCAACCAGAACCAGAAGCGGACGAGUUAUUAAACCGCCAGAUCGCUUGAACUUGUAA